AAGAUGCCAUGGUUCGCACCAGAUGAGGCUAAAUAUCCUGCCUCCUCACUCUCAACUCCAUCGGUUUUCCCUGACUCCAACUGAGAGGGCAGUAGCUGCUUUACCUGCAAUCCCGGUACCCAAACCUCAUCCUUGGUCACCAUGACAUCCAUCUCGACUGCCAUCGACGCUCCUGGCUCUCUCCAGGAGAAGAGUCAGGCAGACUUUGCCAAAGAACUCGAUCGAGUUGACUCCAGCAAAGAACAAUCGACGUCGGUCGAAUCCCUCGACCCGGUUGCCGAACAAAAACUCCUCGUGAAGCUCGAUGCCUUCUUUGUCCCCAUCAUCAUGCUCGUCUACCUCACCUGCUUCCUCGACCGAACGAAUAUCGGAAACGUCAAGGUCGCCGGAAUGCCCGAGGACAUCGGCGCCUCGCCACAGGAAUUCUCGACCGCAGUGUCUAUUUUCUACGCCACCUAUGUCGCCUUUGAGCCCCCGUGGACCAUCAUGAUGAAGUGGAUGACACCGCGGAUCAUGCUCACGAGUCUGUGCAUUGUUUGGUCCAUCGCGACAAUCUUCUCCGGCUUUAUCCAGAGUAUCGGAGGGCUGUACGCUGCGCGUCUGGUGCUUGGCGCAUGCGAAGCCGGCCUGUUCCCUGCCCUCAACUUGUACUUGACCAUGGUGUAUAAACGAGAAGAGCAAGCCAAGAGAGUGUCUUACUUGUUUGUAUGCACUGCUAUUGCAGGUGCCUUUGGUGGGCUGCUUGCAUACGCUCUGCUCAAGAUGGACGGUGUUGCUGGCUACGCCGGCUGGCGAUGGGUUUACAUUAUUGAGGGCAUUUUCAGCAUCCUCGUUGCGCCCGUCAUCUGGUUCCUACUGCCGAAUGAUCCCUCGAAUGCCUAUUUCCUCACCGACGAGGAGAAGCGAAUGAUGAAGGUGCGCGCAGCACAGCGGGCCCAGUACAUGGGCAGCGAAGAUUUCAGCUGGACGGAGAUCAAGAUUGCGCUGAAGGAUCCGAAGCUCUAUCUCAGUGGCCUCAUUCAAUUCUGCCAAGACAUUCUCCUCUACGGAUUCAGCACUUUCCUGCCCUCCAUCAUCGUCAGCAUGGGGUACACCAAGCUUGAGGCCCAGUAUCUCAGCAUUCCCGUCUACAUCUUUGGUGGCAUAUGUUUCCUAGCCGUCGCUUACGUCUCUGAUCGUCUAUGCAUCCGCGGCCCAUUCAUUCUCUUGACCAACAUCCCCGGCAUUAUUGGCUACAUUUUGAUGCUAGCCCCCACCAGCAACGGAGUCAAGUUCUUCGGAACGUUCCUCUGCGCUGUCUCGGUUUACAAUGGCCCUGGACUCAACCUUACUUGGCUCAACGUUAAUGUUGCUCCCCACUACAGACGUGCGACAGCCAUUGGCGUCCAGCUUAGUAUGGGAAACUCUGCUGGCAUUGUCGCUGGCCAGAUUUACAGGACGGCCCCAUACACACUUGGAAAUAGCUUCUCUGUUGGUGCAAUUGGUGCAGCUCAAUUGCUGGUUGCUAUCAAAUGGUUAUACAUUCGCUGGUGCAAUGAGAAGAAGAGGAAGAUUGCGAACGGAGAUAUGGACGACAACAGGAAGGUCAAGACUGGUGACUGGGAGCUGGACUUCAAGUACCAUCUUUAAGCGCAGACUUUGUUGACUGGUUCGAUUUUUCAGUUGGAGGAGGGAAAACGUAGGCUCUUGUUCAAGAAGUCAACGGGCGGGGGCUGUUGUCUCUAUUGUUGUGGUUGGGGUAAAAUUUGUAGUUAUCGCUGUAGUCUUAGGCCGCUUUUACAUGCAAAUAUAAUCUGCCAUCUAGGUC
Molecule: messenger RNA, 1807 nt
Organism: Ilyonectria robusta
Lineage: Eukaryota; Fungi; Ascomycota; Sordariomycetes; Hypocreales; Nectriaceae
Product: MFS transporter
Exons: 2
Coding region: 142-1629 (495 amino acids)
Biological process (GO): transmembrane transport
Cellular component (GO): membrane
Molecular function (GO): transmembrane transporter activity
Source: RefSeq, a predicted model, not a curated record